Molecule: messenger RNA, 681 nt
Organism: Drosophila subobscura
Lineage: Eukaryota; Metazoa; Arthropoda; Insecta; Diptera; Drosophilidae
Gene: Cpr30F
Product: larval cuticle protein A2B
Exons: 2
Coding region: 131-571 (146 amino acids)
Cellular component (GO): extracellular matrix
Source: RefSeq, a predicted model, not a curated record
GCUUUGACUCAACGAGCCAUAUAAAAGAUGCAAACGCGACACUUGGAGACAUAGUUCAGUGCAAGAGCCCCAAGUGAAGUCAACUACCAAGCCAGCACAAACGAAAUCCAAACACAAAUUCCAAGCCAAAAUGUUCGCUCUUUUGUCUCUGUUCAUCCUGGGUGUGGGCGCUGUCGCUGCAAUCGAGCUGCCACUGAGCCCCAUCUACCACUCCCCGGGACUUGUCAAGCCCCUGCUGAAGGCUGUCGAGGUUGAGGCGCCUGCCCACUAUGACUUUGCCUAUUCGGUGCACGACGAGCACACUGGCGACAUCAAGAGCCAGACGGAGUCCCGCAAGGGCGAUCAAGUGCAGGGCCAAUACACGCUGAUCGAUGCUGAUGGAUAUCUGCGCACUGUGGACUACACCUCGGAUGCCCACAAUGGUUUCAAUGCCGUCGUCCGUCGGGAUCCUUUGGGCCACAAGGUGCUUAAGGCUGCGCCCAUUGCUAAGGUUCUGUCUCCGCUGCCCCUGGCCUAUGGGGCACCAAAGCUGCUUGCCGCACCCAAACUGCCGCUCGGCCUGUACCACUAAGGCGGGAGAGACAGUUGGAUUGGGGAGACAGAGAGAGAUAUCAAACACUGAUUUCAUUGCAUCGACGACGACGACCACCCAUCCGCAUCCAGCAGCUGCAUCUAACCUGA